ACGAGCAACAGUCGCGCGGCGGAGGAUGCGCACAACAUGAGCAACAGCCAAUACAGCUCAUGCACAGCAGAACACGGUGAAUUCUGACUCUCUUCGGCUCAUUUCGUGUCGGGAAUGUGAUCUACAAACACUUUAUUUGUCCGGCCUUUCGUUUGAGGCCGGUUAGAUGCUUUUUGCGUCCUUUAUUCUGGAUCAAACCUCCGGUUCAUCGUCACGGUUCGGCGGAGACGCUUCACAUCACAGGUGACUGAUUACUCUUUCCUCAUUUCUGCGUCCAUUCUGAGAUACUCAAUAUUACUUCAGACUAGACCAGAAAACUGGACUUCAGGAUUACAGGUUUUCUGAGCAUCAUUAACAGUGACUCUUUCAAAACUAGAUCCCACUGCAUAUCCCAGAUCAUCUAUUCUGGAUUAUUCUUCUGAGGAGGAGUUACUGUGGAGAGCAUGAUUACUUCCAGAGCUGGAAUACUAGAGACUAAUCUAGUUUAUGUGGGCAAACUGAAUUACAUUGGCAAAACCCUAAUGUGAACAGAGCAGCGGCUAAUUCAUUUUGCUGCAGGACGUGCAUUGACUUCCAUAGCAGCUCGUGUAGUUUCGGAAUGUUCACAGUGUCUUUUCAUUAAGAACAUUCUAUUGGAAGGUUAUUUCCUGCAUAUAUUGUCACAAAUUCCGUUCUGCCUGCUGUUGGUGUGGAGUUCAAUCAAAUGGCUCGACCCGGCUCCGGGGUUCUGGUGACGCUGGGAGGCGGAUACUCGUCUCAGAGCAUGGCGAGGGUGGUGGUUUGGGAAUGGAUGAAUGAACACGGCCGCUGGAGGCCGUACAGCGCCGCUGUUUGUCAUCACAUCGAAAACGUCCUGAAGGGAGACGCACGUGGGACCGUCAUACUGGGACAGGUGGAUCCGCAGCUCGCGCCGUACGUCAUAGACCUGCAGUCCAUGCAUCAGUUCAGACAAGACACAGGCACAAUGCGUCCCGUGCAGCGCAAUUUCUACGACCCGUCCUCGUCUCCGGGCAAGGGCAUCGUAUGGGAGUGGGAAAACGACUGUGGAUCCUGGACGCCGUACGACAUGGAGUUGUGCGUCAGCAUCCAGAACGCCUACGAGAAGCAGCACCCCUGGCUGGACCUGAGCUCGCUGGGCUUCAGCUACCUGGUGGACUUCGACGGCAUGUCACAAACCAACCGGCAGAGCCAGAGGAAGCGGCGCAUUCGCCGGCGGAUGGACCUUGCGUAUCCACUCAUUGCCGGAUCCAUCCCCAAAUCCCAGUCCUGGCCCGUGGGCACCAACUCGGGCACCCCGUGCACCUGCCAGCAGUGCAUGCUGGUCCACAGCACACGGGCCGCGUCCAACGCCAUCCUGGCCCUGCAGCAGAGGAGGAAACUGUACGGGACGGAGGGCGGAGCCAAUCAGACGGCCACUGUCGUGAGGCAGAGCAACACCUUCGCUGGCUCCUCCCUCUGGUCGCCCACGACGACUGUUGCCAGGGGACACCAUAACAACAUAAAGGUCGUUGGAGGAGCAGCUGGGAAGAUGGAGAUGAACGGGGGGAAUUUCCCAUGCGCCCCUGCGCUGGUGACGCUUCCGACCAAUCACGCGCUUACUAUUAACGGACAGAAUAAUCUGAACCGGCCGGGAACGCAGCGGAUCGCGGUGACGACGAGCCGAGGAUCCAUCCCUCCUGGGGUUCCUGCACUUCCUGUGAAGAACCUCACUGGAUCAGGACCCGUCCAUCCUGCCUUAGCAGGUAUCACAGGUAUCCUCAUGUGCGCUGCCGGACUCCCCGUGUGUUUGACUCGAGCCCCUAAACCCAUCCUACAUCCACCGCCGGUCAGCAAGAGCGACCUGAAACCAGUGCCGGGAAUCAACAGCAUCCGACGCAAGACCAAGAAAAAACACCUCCGUAAAGGUAAAAACCCAGAGGAUGUGGUUCGACGGUACACAGAGAAAGUCAAAACGGCCCCAGAUGAGGACUGCACCAUCUGCAUGGAGAGACUGGCCACGGCGUCCGGAUACGAGGGAGUGCUGAACUACAAGGGCAUCAAACCUGAGCUGGUCGGCAAACUGGGAAAGUGUGGUCACAUGUACCAUCUCCUGUGUCUGGUGGCCAUGUACAACAACGGCAAUAAGGACGGCAGUCUGCAGUGUCCCACCUGUAAGGCCAUCUACGGGGAGAAAACCGGCACACAGCCCCCUGGGAAGAUGGAGUACCACGUCAUUCCUCAUUCUCUGCCUGGACACUCCGACACCAAGACUAUCCGUAUCGUCUAUGACAUUCCCGCUGGAAUACAGACCACGGAGCAUCCCAACCCUGGGAAAAAAUACAGCGCGCGGGGAUUUCCUCGACACUGCUACUUACCGGACAACGAGAAAGGCCGCAAGGUGUUGAAGUUGCUAAUCAUGGCGUGGGACCGUCGUCUGAUCUUCACCAUCGGGACGUCCAGCACCACGGGAGAGUCGGACACUGUCGUGUGGAACGAGAUUCACCACAAGACUGAGUUUGGCUCCAACCUGACCGGCCACGGCUACCCCGACCCCAACUACCUGGAUAACGUGAUGAGAGAACUGUCCGCUCAGGGCGUCGGCGAGGACAACCUAAAGGACUGAGGCGGUGCGGGUCGGUCCGCUGCGGGGCACGCAACUGCACACCCACCUCAUUCUGAGGCGUUUCUGACCGCUGGAGAGACCUUUGACCUCUCAGCGGCGGCUUGAACAGGGAGCGACGGUCCUCGCUGACUCCGAGUCAGUCCGAGUGGACGAUGGAGUGAAGAAAACAACAGUCACAGCUUUCUCUAUCUCUCUCUAUCUCGUUCUUUUUUUGUGGCUACCCAUAAUGCAGCUGGGCUCAGACCCAAGUGCAUGUGGUGGUUGUAUAUACACACAUUCGUGGUUGACCGAUAUUGGCCGAUGCCUCUACAGAUGGCACGUGACGAUUUAACGCUUUUUAAAAUGACACAAAUGCUUAUUUUAUGCUAAGUUAACACCUCUGAUGCUGAUAAUCACAAAAUCACCAGAUAUCAGAUGAUUAAUAAUCGGAUUUCCCGAUAUAUCGGUCAGCCGUUGCACCCAAUAUCUGUUAUUUCCAUUGGUCAACAUGGAGAACUUUUGUUUCCACGUUGUUGUUUUUGCAUCACUUUCAGACAGGGAUGGUUUUCCUGGUGUUUUCUGCCUGGAUUCUUUGAAACAUUAUCGGUUUGGCCUCCGUAUAUAUGAUUAAAGGAGGCCUGUAGUUGUUGGCGUUUGUAGGGAUAUUUGUGUAGAUGGAUCCGCGGGGCUGUUUCUGAUGUUUGUGCAACCGCUGCAUAAAAUAUGUGCACUUCAAAACAUUCAGCUCUUCGGCUCGUGUGCUACUUUUGAACUUCAGAGCAAUUAGCGGAGCGAACUGAGAUUUGAGGAUCCUUCUGUGUGCAGUUUAAUAUUUAGAGUGAAUAAGAUGAAUAGGAUGUCUUCUUGAAAUAUGCAAUGAUUCAUAUUCUAUCUUGCUUCGUUUCUCUUUUAUGUCAUAAAUCUGAGAGUGCUUGCAGACGGGUUUGUUUGUGGUCCUUUGCUGUGUUUUGGAUACUAGCAUACUACUUUACUAGAGUACAGCACACCGGUUAUGUUGUAUACAGAAUUUUAAAAAAUAAAUGUAGGCGUUAUUAUCCAGGAUAAAUGUUUUAAAUAGUUGUCUAAUGACCACAUAUUGUCAAAAUAAUCCAAAUUGUGGCUGACAUUUCUAGUUCAUUUGUCACUAGAAAUCAAGUUGAGCAUACUGCAGUGGUUCUCAACCACUAGGGGGCCGUGAGAUGACUUAAAUGAUUUAAUAUAUGACAAAACUAAGCUAAAACAAGCAUUACAAUGAGCUAAAACAGCUAAAAAUCAAGUUAUUUCUCAUUUUAAGUCAACUUUUUUUUUUGUCUUUAAAGAAUCAGGUUUUUAUAGUUGGUAAAAUUAAAAAAAAAAAAAAAACUGAAAUAAAAUAAAUUAUGUAAAAAAUAAAAAUAAAAACUUACAUUAUUUCAGCUAUUUGCUAUUUGCAAAUAAAAAUAAGUGUAUAUAUAAAUGUGUAUAUAUAUAUAUAUACAUUUUACUAGCUAUGCCAAGUUCUAAAAUAUUUUAUCGGGUUGAAAUUUUAGGUAAAAUUAAUAACAAUAAUCAGUGCUGGGUAGAUUACUUACAAAUUGUAGUCAGUUACUGAUUACAAAUUACAUGACAAAAAUUGUAGUUCGUAAUGUAAUCCAUUACAUUACACAUUUAAGGUAAUGUAAUCUGAUUACUUUUAGAUUACUUUUGACCUAACUCGUUUAUCACCAUGAAUUGAACAGGAUAAUCUUGUACCAUAUUGAUAUAAAAAUACAAAGAGAAAGAAAAUAAAUUCCAUUGUUUGUUAUCAACAACAUGAAGUGCAUUAAAUCUUACAUUACAUCAGGGUUUCCCAGACUGCGGUUCCUGAGCUUAAUAAAAAGUAGAGAUGCACCGAUACUAAAUUUCUCUACCGAUAGCCAAUUAUUCAGAGUAAUAUUUGCAAAUAAUGAUAAUGAUAGUUUGGGGGUUCUGACUUUUAUACCUUCUUUUAAAUUAAUAAUAAUUUCAUUAUAAUUAAUAAUUAAUCAUUAUAUUUUUAGUUAUUAUAUUCUGAAAGAAAACUUUAUUCUCUCAAUUUCAUCAACUUGUUUCAGAAUAACUGGUAUCUCAAAUUAAUAUUAACACAUUAACUAAAUUCUGAAGAUUAAAUUAAUAUAUCUUAACUUUCUGAAUGUUAUUAAUUCAUAUAAUUACUAUUAAUAUUGAACAUAUAUAUAUAUAUAUAUAUAUAUAUAUAUAUAUAUAUAUAUAUUUUUUUUUUUUUUUUUAGCAUUUUCUUUAUACAAAUCACAAAUUCAGUGCAUUUUCCUGCCCUCUUUUGAUUGACAGGAUAUAUCGGCCCUGAAUAUUGGCUGUUUUUAAACUAUCUAAACUAACUAAAAUUUGCUUUUAUCUGCCGAUACCGAUUAUUGGCCGAUAUAUCGGUGCAUCUCUAAUCAAAAGCAUAAAAAUGUAAAAUUAAAAUAGAUAAUUUUAAAAUAAAACACUUACUAAAAAGAUAUAUUUUGUUUACCUGCAUGUCAUGUGACCAUUAACCAACAUGAGCUUAAUUUGAUUUAUUAUUAUUAUUUUUAUUGGCUUAAUUUUAUUAACUUAAGGUAAAAUCUCAGGGGUUACUUCAAGUAAAUAUAUUAGGUCAAAGAGGUUCAGCUGAUGAAAAAGUUGGGAAUUCCUGCAUUGCAUGUAAAUAUGAAAUGGUGUGAAUUUGUACGUUUUAAUGUGUUUGAAAGACAAAAGCCUUCCAGAGACAGUAAAUGCAUGUUUAAAUUAAAUUCAAAUAAUAUUCUUAAAUAAUAUUCAGCGCACUUAAAAGUUCUGUAAAUCCAGUGAUCAAAUGUGUGGGUUUUCAGUGAUAGUCACAUGACCAGUGUGAAAUUCCACAAACCUGGAAGAGCUUGCCAUGAAUUAUUAAUAAUUUACUGCCAUUGUGAGAAUAACAUGUAUUCAUGUGAUCAAUAAAAAGUAACUGUAGUCUGAUUACAAGUAUUUUAAAAUGUAAUGUAAUCGAAGUACUUAAUUUUUGGAAUCUGAUUACAUAAUCCAGAUUACAAGUAAUCAGUUACUACCCAGCACUGAUGAUAAUAAUAAAACAAAUCUUAUCCUUAAAUCAGGAAUGACUGGAAAUUCAUGCGUUAAAAAGAACAGGAACCCUGAAGAACAUUCAGCUCCUAAAACUUCUGAAAUUUAGAUGCUUUUUUACAAUUUACAGAAACUAUAGGUGUUCCCAUAGAUUAAAAUAAGGAAUGUGGGACCUUUGAGUCAAAAAGGUUGAGAAACACUGCAUUGUGGGAUACUGUAUUCCAUACAGUUUUGGCAAAUGCAGAUAUUCAGCGCACACAGAACAUUCACAUAUACAUACAACACUGCAGAAAAAGUAGUAUGUUAACAUUGUAUUCUGAACACAGGCCUGGUGUUUGGUAAAGCCGGAGCUGAUAAAUCACAACUCAAACUCGUCUCAAGGUUACAGUCGAUCCCAGAGACGUGUGUGAAACACACAGUCAUUAUGCCGCCCGUGGAGACGCGAGCGCAGCCAGUGUUAUCCAUCACGGCCUGGGCGGUGUGUCUUACUGCUGAUCACGUGUGGGUUUGUGACGUCAGAGAUGUUUCCCAGCGGCGAGCGAUUCCUCUCGUCCCUCUGGGUCUGUGAACUGUUUAUUUCUGCUGUGAGUUACAGUCAUCUUACAGUCACCGUUCACACUGACAAGCUUUAGUUUUUCAGAAGUAUCUGUGCGUUUUUUUGCAAGUGCCAUUUGCAUUUUUUUUGAAAGAAGUCACUUUUUGCUCCUCAAGGCUGCAUUUAUUCGAUCGAAAAUACAGUAAAAACAGCGAAAUAUUAUUACAAUGUAAACUAGCUGUUUUCUGUGUGAAUAUAUGUUAAAAUGCAUUUAUUCCUGUGAUUCAAAGCUGAAUUUUCAGCAUCAUUACUCCAUUUCAGUGUCACAUGAUCCUUCAGAAAUCAUUUUAAUAUGCUGAUUUGAUGCUCAAGAAACAUUUCUGAUUAUUAUCAAUGUUGAAAACAGUUCAUAUGUUUGUGGAAACCGUCAUACUUUUGAUUUUUCAAGAUUGUUUGAUGAAUAAAAAGUUUUUAUUUGAAAUAGGAUCUUUUGUAACAUUAUAAAUGUCUUUACUGCACUGUAAAAAAUUGUUUUCAUGAUCAUGACAAUUUUUUCUUUUGUCAAAUCAAAUUUAAGUGGUUCAGAUAACAUUCUGUUUAUUAAACCAAUCGCCUUCAUUGUAUUAACUCAAAUUUUUAGUUUAAAAGAACUCAAAAUUUAAGUUAAACCAACAAUUCUUUUUUACAGUGUCACUUUUGAUCAAUUUAAUGCAUCUUUACUGAAUAAAAGCAUAAAAACAUUUGCGUUUCGUAAUAUUGUAGCGGUGUCAGUGUGAACGGCCCACAGAUCUGCAGUCUUCCUUGAAACGCAGCAACUCUCUGAUUGUGUCUGUUCGCAUCUUUAGUUAUCCUCGUGUCUUGUAAUGCUUUAAAGAACUGUAUAGAGUACAAUAUAUAGAAGUCAGCAUAUAUACACACAUACAUUUAAGAGUGUGAUUAUAUCUUUGAAGUGUUUAAAUUAUUUUUAUACUUACACAUGAUGUACGUGUACAUGUACAUGUAUCUACACACACACACACACAUAGACAUGUACAUAUUUGAUACAUGCUUUUUUGUCAAAUCUGACAGUUUGUCAGUAACGUCAGGGACUGUUAACGUGUUCUGAGCGUCUUAUAUUAGUCGUGCCGUUUCUAGCAAUGAUCUCCGUUGCUAUCGAUGAUGUCGGUGGGAAGGGUUUGUUUGUGUGACUUUAACUUGCCCACCCAAAGGGGUCGUGUACCUUUAUAUAUCUGCAGGGAAUAUUAAACAUUGUCAUUAAUACAAGCACUGCUCACAUGUGUCUGACAUCACUGGAGAGCUCCUUACAAAUAUAAAUGAGCCUGUACAAACCUACAUCUUGUGUUGAAUCUGACUUUGAGAUCAGAGAAGGAAACGUCCCUUUAAGAACUGACAGUCAUUAAUGUACUAUAAUAGAUUUUAUUAAUAUUUUUGUUUUAUAUUUUCCCUUUUUAUUUUAGUCAAACCUUUAGUAAUUUUAAUGUUUUUUUAAUUAAUUUUAUUUAAAUAUUUCUAUAUAGUUUUAUUAACUUUUAUUUCAGUUUUAUUAAUUUUAGUACUCUUAAGCUAAACAAAAAUGAGAAAUGUUGCCUUGCAAACAAACUAAAAGUUAUUUUAUUUCAGUUAACUUUUAUUUUAUUUAAAUUAAUAUAAAAAAAAAAAAGAUUUUAGUUUUAGUUGAUGAUAAUCCUCAAAAACGUGUUCAGUUACUAAUAAAACAAAACAUUUGCAUCAAAAAGAAAUCUUGAUUAUAAUAAAUGGGUUGUUGACCAAUAACAUGGACAUAAACCUUUUGAUAUUUUGUUUAACAAUUUGAAGUCUAACUAGUGCUGUCAAAUCGAUUAAUCAUGAUUAAAGCGCUGUCAAAUUAAUCGAGAUUAAAGUGCCGCCAAAUCGAUUAAUUGUGAUUAAAGUGGUGUCAAGUCGCUUAAUCACGGUUAAAGUGGUGUCAAAAUUGAUGAAUCACGAUUAAAGUGAUGUCAAACCGAUUCAUCGUGAUUAAAGUGGUGUCAAGUCGCUUAAUCACGAUUAAAGUGGUGUCCAAAUCAAUUAAUCGCUGUUAAAGUGGUGUCAAAUCGAUUAAUCACGUUUAGUGGUGUCGAAUUGAUUAAUUGCUGUUAAAGUGGUGUCAAAUUGAUUAAUCGUGAUUAAAGUGGUGUCAAGUCGCUUAAUCACAAUUAAAGUGGUGUCCAAGUCGAUUAAUCGCAAUAAAGUGGUGUCAAAUCGAUUAAUCGUGUUUAGUGGUGUCAAAUCGAUUAAUCACUAUUCAAGUGGUGUCAAAAUCAAAUUAAUCGCGAUUAAAGUAGUGUCAAAACAAUCUUGAUUAAAGUAGUGUCGGGUCGCUCAAUCACGAUUAAAGUGCUGUCAAAAUUGAUUAAUCACGAUUAAAUUGCUGCCACAUCGAUUAAUCGCGAUUAAAGUGGUGUCAAAUCAAUCAAUAGCUAUUUAAGUGUUGCUAUAUCGAUUAAUCAUGAUUAAUCAGUUUGACUGCACCUGAAUAGUUAUUAAUCGAUUUGGCAGCACUUUAAUCACGAUUAAUCAUUAAUCACGACUACAGUGUUGACAAACUGAUUAACCGCGAUUAAAGUGCUGACAAAUCGAUUAAUCACCGUUAAAAGGAUGUUAAAGCUAUUAACCACGAUUAAGCGCAUCUAGCAAAAGUUUGUACACACACAUUUACAAACUUUACAUUGCAUCUGACAGAAUCGUGAUUAAUCAAUUUGACAGUACUUGAAUCAUGAUUAAUCGAUUCGGCAGCACUUUAAUCGCAAUCACGAUUAAUCGUUAAUUGCAUCCAACAUAAAAUACACACACACACACACACACACACACACACACACACGAUCGUGAUUAAUCGAUUUGACGGCACUAAAUUUAACAAUUUAUAAUCACAUUUAAGUUUUUUGCAGUUCACUUCAAUCAUUUUGUAGUGUGAUAAAUUAACAAUCCAUGUAGCCUCUCAAUUAUAAAGCUCAAAUAAUUAUACAUAAUACACAUAUGCCUAAUAAUUACACACAAAUUAGUGUUAAAAUGAGUUUUGGAUGAAGUGUUUUAAGCUGUAGGACGCUGCUGUCACCGUCUGAUGCGUCAACAACCCAAAUACUACCGACUAAAGAAACUUUUGUCGAGGUAAAUUGAAUGUCAUGUUUCAGAUCUUGUAACUGAAUGGUUUGUACAGGUACUGUAGCUUUAAUUUGUUGUUGUUCGUCGUUCUCAUAGUCUGUGUGUCGUUUCUUCUAGAGAUGUUACAAAGAAAAAGGAUAAAAAAGGGAGUUUUACGAGAGACUUUGGCGCAUUAUGCAAUUCUGUAAGCGGCGCGUGUUGAACGUUGCGGUGGAUGUUUUGUUUUCACCCAGCAUGCCGCUCUUUUCAAAGGUGACUAAUUAAUUAGACCCCCCUCAUUAGGCCUGAUUAGAUCAUUUAUCACCUGUCCAUAUGGUUCAUCCCAAAAUAACUUGACUAUAUGCGCAAUAUUUCCGCCGAUGGGUUGUUUUGAGUCGUCCUCUCAGCUGCAUGAUGGUCAUGAGAUGUUUUCAGGUGAAAGACUCGUUUGGAAUAGAUAGUGAUUUUGGUGUGUGUUUAUUGUGGCGGAAGGUGAUUAGUCAGGUGAUUUCAGACCAUAUGGCACCUAAAAAGACCUGCUGAUUCCAGCCAAAUCCGUCGUCAUCCCAGAUUCAUUAGCGUUUUAUAAUGAAAAGCAUUUGUGACGGAAUUGAAAUAGCGUCGCAGGACAGUUUCCCAGAAGGAAAUAAGCUUUCUAAUGAGAAUACGGCUGAAUAAUUUUGUAGCUGGCACACAUUUAAGUGUGUCACAACCUCAAACCUGCUCUUCUCAGAGAUCUUUCUGAAUUUAUUUAAAGAGUAUUGGUAAAUGGUGAAGUGGUUGAUGAUAUUGUGUGUUUUGGGGGAAGUUCUUUCUUUCAUUUGGCCUCUCACAUGAUGGAUUCAAAAAUUGAUGUCAAAUAAAAAGCGCAUGGAUUUGUCCUUCAUGUCAUAGACUCUUACAGGCAAUAGAAUUAACACGUACAUCAAGAUAAUCUAUUUCAAAUAUCAGACGAAUUGUUGUUUGAUUAAACAAUACAAAGGGCUUUUAUGAUACGUGUCUUAAUGAAUCUGUUAUGAUCUUGUUGCAUGUCUGUGUUUCCUGUGAAAUAAACCCUCUCCUUGAGCAAAGGGAGACUGAUUUGA
Messenger RNA from Ctenopharyngodon idella (grass carp), 10357 nucleotides. Its product is annotated as E3 ubiquitin-protein ligase DTX1-like. Gene Ontology annotation, cellular component: nucleoplasm. Gene Ontology annotation, molecular function: zinc ion binding; ubiquitin protein ligase activity. The coding region runs from base 704 to 2602 and encodes 632 amino acids. The transcript is spliced from 10 exons. Gene Ontology annotation, biological process: protein ubiquitination; Notch signaling pathway. The record is from RefSeq and is a predicted model, not a curated record. NCBI's taxonomy places the organism in Eukaryota, Metazoa, Chordata, Actinopteri, Cypriniformes, Xenocyprididae.